This is a messenger RNA of Schizosaccharomyces osmophilus, 321 nucleotides long. RefSeq lists its product as uncharacterized. NCBI's taxonomy places the organism in Eukaryota, Fungi, Ascomycota, Schizosaccharomycetes, Schizosaccharomycetales, Schizosaccharomycetaceae. The transcript has a single exon. Bases 1 to 321 code for a protein of 106 amino acids. The record is from RefSeq and is a predicted model, not a curated record.
AUGCGUAUUGCCAGAGCAAACUAUGCACAUAUGAACAGCUUCGUUUUUAAUGGUUUUUUGCGGUUUAUUAUUUUAGCAUUGGCAAUAGGUUUUGGUCAUUUUCAGGUCACAAAGGGAUUGUUUAGACAUGUUUGUGAAGCAAAAAGGAUAUUUCUUUACGUAUCUGUAGUAAUCUCUUCUGACUUGCUUGCUGAUCAAGUGUUUACUUUUAUGUUAUUUUUGUUAUUGCGGAAAAGAAGAAAGAGCAAAGUUAUAGGGUUUCCCUAUAUUUAUCUUGUUCAACCAAGUUACAAUUCUUUUUUGAAGCCUUUUUUUGGGUAG